GAGGAGGAGUCAAGGCAGGGGAGGAGCGGCGCUAUGAGGUGGGAACGUGGGCGGAGCUACGGAGGGCAGGUGAAACUGGCUCCCGCAGAACUUUCAUUCUCGGAGCCUCGGCCGGGCUCCCGGGCGCCUGUGCGCGGUUUCUGUCCCGGAAUGCCUGAAGCGCGGGGCCGUGCCGGGGAAGGGAUAAACUUGGCCAGGUGCAGCACGGCUGUUUGGAGGGAAAAGAAGAGGGAGGCGCGUGCUCUGGGCCAGCGGAGGUGAUCGGUGCGCUCGGGCCGCGGGAGUUGGAGGGGUCUCCGGCCGGGGUCAUGGCCCAGGAGCUGAGCCAAGCCGAGGUCUUGGACUUCCUCUGUCAGGCUGGGGGGCGAGUCGCUAACGCCGUCUUGCUGGGCCACUUUAAGCGCUUCUUGCGGGACCCCGAAGCCUCUCCGGCUGAGCUGCAGCGCCGGCGGGAGCUCUUCAAGGGCUUCGUCAACUCCGUCGCUACGGUGAGGCAGGAGGGGCCGGGCGCGGCCAAGUACGUGGUGCUCAGGAAGCGGUAUCGAGAGCUGGUGGGAGAAGAACCGAAGCCACCUGCCGCCGCCCCCGAAACCGGCGAGAUCCAAACCGCCAAGCCGUCGCCGCCUCUCGAAGUUCAAGACGCCCGGGGGGCGCUGCAAGGCCAGGCCGAAUCGGAGCGCGCGCCCAGGGCGCACGGCGGUGGUUGCCGCGGGGAACCUCCCCGGCGCCAGGUGGAAGAGGAGCGUGCCUGCAGAGACUCGGCCCACGAACUAAGGGCUUGCCCAGGGUCCAGCAGGUGCCCACCCGGGGAUCGCAGAGGGCGAUCGGGGGCCCAGCUUCCUUCCAGCCCUGAUCUAGGCUGCCAGGGGCGCCCCUCGGAAGGAUGCGCCCCGCUUGGAGUGGAGGAGCCCGGGCAGACUCCCCCCGGGGACCCGCUGCUCCUCCUCGGAGGGGCACCGCAGUCUAAUGGUCCGUGUUUACCCGUCGAGGAAUUGGGAGCGCCUCCAAGUGUCGGCAAUCCCCAGCAAAGGAUUCUAGAGUGGGUGGAGAGGGCGCACGCUGUCACCCACCAUUCCUCCAUCUCCGACCAGCGCGAAGAAGGGUCCUGGCCAACCCGGCACUCGCCCCCAAGCACAGUACGGAACGCCUGCCCUUCUCCACCCCAGGAUUCCCAGUUUGGACAGCCACUGGCGUUGGAUGCGCGGCGGGACCACGUGCCCGUCUUCCGGAGUAUCCGUUGCCAGCUUUCCCUGCAGGAUCUGGAGGAUUUUAUCGAGAAGGCGAGCUCGGCGAGUGAAGAUGGCAGCAGCGUCAGCGGAGGCAGCGACUCCUGUCGGCGGGAAGGAGGAACUGGCAUCCCUUAUCCCCUGCCUGGAAGGCAGAAUGGUCACUUAGCAGAGAGAGCCUGGACGGGGCUCAACCACAAACCCCACCAAAAUGGGCUGCUGGUGGUGGGGCCCCCUGCCAAGGAGAAUGCAGCCCAAGAGGAUGGCCCGAUCCCAGAGCACCUUGCCUUGCUCAGCCAGGUCGUUGGCAGAGCUGCCGCCUUGGGCAAGCCAUCGGACAAAGACUCCAAGAGGCCAAGCAGGGAAUCGCUCAACCCUAGGAAAGUGGCCAGGCUGUCUCCCUCAAACCUGGAAGCCCCCUUAAGUCCGCGGCUGGUCCCGAGGCAAGGGCGCUCUGCCAGCACUCCUGAUGUGGAAGGUCUGGGCCUGGAUGCAGAGGAGUCAAGCGAGCACAGGUCUUCCUUGGUGCCUCUGGAUCCCCGGGAGCAUGCCUGGCUGGUUAAAGUGGCCACAGGCUCAUGGAUGCAGGCCCGGGCGCUGUUCCUUGAAGACCCGCACCUGGCCACCCGCAAGGACUUCAUCUUCGGCUACACAGUGCUCCACUGGCUGGCCAAGCAUGGGAAUGCGCAGGUGUUGCAGGACUUUGUCACCGGCGCCAAGAAAGCUGGGAUGGCCCUCGAUGUGAAUGUCAGGUCGGGCUGUGGUUACACGCCGCUGCACCUGGCUGCCAUGCACGGGCACCAGCUGGUCAUCAAGCUGCUGGUGCAGAAGCUGCACUGCAGCAUCCAGAUGAGGGACAGCAGUGGGAAGAGGCCGUGGCAAUACCUGAGCAGCGCCACCUCGGGAGAAGUGUGGCAGCUUUUGGGGGCACCUCGGGGCAAAACCAUCUUCCCGGCCUGUCCUAUAAGCAGAAGCUCCCCCUCUCUGGGCAGGAAAGGCAAAAGCCUAGAGCUGGCUAGGAAAAUCAGCAGGAAAUCUUCCUUGGCGGCAUACUUGAAGCCUCAGCACAUUAAAUGGAAAAUGGCAAACAAGUACCCACCGUUACAGGAAGAAUACAGUGACUAAGGGCUGCCGUGAUGGGGUCACAGGCAGGCAAGAGGUUCCCAAGGGCCAUGUCUCCAAGUUGAAUGUGGGACUGGGGGAGGAGGGAGAGAGUGCACUUUAUUCAUGUUGAGCAGGGGUUGUCCCCAACUUUAUUUAUUUUAAUUAAUCUUAAAAAAAAAUCCUACACAGAUGCUUCUAUAAUGGUCAUGAAGAUUGCUCAAUUCAUGGGGAGAUCUUUAUGCAUCCACUCAUUCCAGUUUAGCUCUUUGGGUUCCAUCACUGGGAAACUACAUUAUUUCCUUAUUAGCAAGUGAUCUUCAGGAUCAGGCUUGGGAGAAUCCAUUUGUUUGCCCUAUCUGGUGCUGAUAAGGGCAACUCCGGCCUCUUAUGAGUGUUUGUAUUGAAGGGUAAACAAAAGGACAAAUGGUAGAGAAUCCCAACCCCAUUUUUAACUUCCCCACUCUAUCCCAGAAUGGAGAUUUCUGUAUGGAGGAGAGUUUGUAUAUUUAGUUGUUUGGUAAAUGGAAUCAUCACUGAAACAAUAACAGUAUUCAAGAUGCCGUUUGGGGUGGAAAUGGCCUGGGGUAGAAAUGACUGGGAUGUCAUUUGCCCUGCAACUUGCUAGGCACAAUUAAUUAGUUGCCUUCCAAAACUUGUGUGAGAGGCAGAUAGAUUGGGGAAUCUUUAAUUAAGCUGGGAUCAUCUCCUUGCAGAGGAGUUUUAAACUUAAGACAAACAACAAACUCUUAUAGAAAUGACUGGGAUGUCAUUUGCCCUGCAACUUGCUAGGCGCAAUUAAUUAGUUGCCUUCCGAAACUUGUGUAAGAGGCAGACUGAUUGGGAAUUUUUUAAGCUAUGAUCACCUCCUUGCAGAGGAGUUUUAAAUUUAAGACAAACAACAAACUUGUUUUUUUUUGGAGGAGGAGUGUGUUAUUUCAAAUAUCAAUAGGGUCAGUGAAAUUCAUCUCCCCACCACCUCUCUCAAAACUGAAAGCUAAAAACUGAUCAGCAAAAGCUUAAACAUAUUUUGCUACUUUUUAAAAAGCUUGUUAAUAAAUUUAUUUUAUUAUGUUUUGCUCCUUAA
Molecule: messenger RNA, 3414 nt
Organism: Rhineura floridana
Lineage: Eukaryota; Metazoa; Chordata; Lepidosauria; Squamata; Rhineuridae
Gene: SOWAHB
Product: sosondowah ankyrin repeat domain family member B
Exons: 1
Coding region: 309-2351 (680 amino acids)
Molecular function (GO): protein binding
Source: RefSeq, a predicted model, not a curated record